UGUGCGGCGGCCGCCGGCGGGGCGCGCUCCCGCUCCGCGCCGCUCCCCCCGCACGCACAUUGUCCGGGCGGCGGCGGCGCAGCGCCCCGGUGCCCGGUGCCAAUGCGGGGCGGGCGCGGCACGCCGGGGGCGCCUCCACCACCGCGGUGGAAACUUCACCUCGCCGCCGGGCCCACGCGCGGCUGAAGCGAAGCCCCCGGCGGGGCCGGGCCGGGUGGGGAGGAGCGGAGCGGCGGGGCGGGUUCGCCCGCCUGGGGGGCGCCUCGUCUUGUUUGAUUUUCGUCUGUUGGAAGAAAAAAAAACCCAAACAAACACCCACACCCCUCCUCCAAUAAUAUUAUUAUCCUGCUUUAAACUUACUCCCUUCUCCAGGACGCGCAUCCCGCCUUGGCGGGGUGGACGAGCCGGUGGUGGUGCUCCUGGAAGUCCUGAGCUGGGGUCGGCUGGAAGAUGACUGAAUAUAAGCUGGUGGUGGUGGGAGCUGGUGGUGUCGGGAAGAGUGCUUUGACGAUACAGCUCAUUCAGAACCAUUUCGUUGAUGAGUAUGACCCCACGAUAGAGGAUUCCUACAGAAAGCAAGUCGUCAUCGAUGGAGAGACCUGCUUGUUAGACAUCUUGGAUACCGCAGGGCAGGAAGAGUACAGUGCCAUGAGAGACCAGUACAUGAGAACGGGGGAAGGAUUCCUCUGCGUCUUCGCCAUCAAUAACACCAAGUCCUUUGAAGACAUUCACCAGUACAGGGAGCAGAUCAAGAGGGUGAAAGACUCAGAUGAUGUUCCCAUGGUGCUGGUGGGAAAUAAAUGUGACCUGCCAGCCCGGACAGUGGAGACCCGGCAAGCGCAGGACCUGGCCCGGAGUUACGGGAUCCCCUACAUAGAAACCUCUGCCAAAACCAGACAGGGCGUUGAAGAUGCCUUCUACACCUUGGUGCGGGAGAUCCGGCAGCACAAGCUGCGCAAACUGAAUCCCCCAGACGAGAGCGGCCCCGGCUGCAUGAACUGUAAAUGUGUGAUAUCGUGACUGCGCUGACUGGACUGCGUCUUGGAGAGGUUCCCACUGUGCCGAGCGCAAGGAAAGAGGUGAAGCGAAGGAAGAAGCAAGUGGAUUCAGGGGAGGAGUACAGGGGGAGGGGGAGAGGAAGAGGAGGAGGAAGAGGACAGGGGGAGCAUGAGCCCCUCCAAGGACUAUCUCGCACUUCACCCAAGCCUGCGGCAAACGACGUUUUUUCUUUUCCUAUCCCCUCCUCCUUUGGCCUCCUCCCACCCCGGCAACUGUACAAAGCCACAGAUUGAAUCACAGUAAAUUAUUAUUUGAUGGUCUCAACAAA
This is a messenger RNA of Falco peregrinus (peregrine falcon), 1327 nucleotides long. It is a transcript of the gene HRAS, whose product is annotated as HRas proto-oncogene, GTPase. Gene Ontology annotation, biological process: Ras protein signal transduction. The record is from RefSeq and is a predicted model, not a curated record. Bases 451 to 1020 code for a protein of 189 amino acids. NCBI's taxonomy places the organism in Eukaryota, Metazoa, Chordata, Aves, Falconiformes, Falconidae. The transcript has 6 exons. Gene Ontology annotation, molecular function: GTPase activity; GDP binding; GTP binding. Gene Ontology annotation, cellular component: plasma membrane.